Molecule: messenger RNA, 732 nt
Organism: Stylonychia lemnae
Lineage: Eukaryota; Ciliophora; Spirotrichea; Sporadotrichida; Oxytrichidae
Source: the annotation of a GenBank genome assembly
AUGUUUACAUAAAGUCCAAAGGUGAAAUAAAAAACUGUUGCUAACAAUCAGGGUCUUGGAUCUAAUCCCAAUUUUAUCAAUAAUUCAGAGGGAGAUUACUUGGUAUCUUAGAGUUAGCUUAUGAGCAAUAUAGAGAGCAAUAGUAACUUCAAUGGAACUGCCUAAUUUGGACAAGGUACAGUUUUAAGUAUGAGCGAGUAUAAUUACAAUUAGAAUCCUACGACCUUGAAUCUGCAGUCAACUUUAAACUUGAAUAAUAAUUUCAAUGUUAAUGUGACUGUUCCUUAAAAUAUCUAAGAGGCUGCAUUUUUCUCUAAUAAUAACGUCAUUUAAGUUUAAUAACUUAAUAACAACUAAACACCUAAGUUUAAUUCACUAAUGCACAAUAAACCAGCGGAGAAUUAAAACACAGUUACAGAUUAAGUAAGCGAGAGAGCAUUCUCAAUAGUUAACAAUACUUUAAAUAAUUUGACAUCUCCAAAUAGAUCAGAAUAAUUGCUUGAAAGUGUCUAGACUAAACGAUAAUUUAUGGAUAAAAAGAACAAUAAUUUGUUCACAGUCCAAUAGCUUUCUGAAUGUGAAGAAGAAAACAUCGAGGAUACAAUAGAGCCAGUGCUCUCAAUGGAUGCCAAUAUAAAUAUUCUUAUGGGAUCACAUUUUAAACCUUCUUAAAAGAAGUCAAAUUCUGAAAUUGAAUUUCCAGAAGAACAAAAACCCUUCUAAAAUUUGUGA